CGGUCCCUCACCACCCCAAGCAACUGCACCUCACAUCGCUCCGACAAAAAAUGGCUGCCCAGAAUCCUCCCUCCCAAAGUCGUCUUUCCACGCGCAUCUCCCUGCGCUGGGUGCCAGAACCUGCCUUUGAAAAUACCGACACGAUAGUCAUGUCCGUCGCGGGCUGGUACGUCGACCUUCGCGUGGACAAAGAAACGGGGGGCAUCGAUUGGGCUAUUGCCGGUCAACGUGUUGUUGAUAGCAAUGACUCUAGUCGGGUGGCAUUUACCCAUGAACUCGACUCUAGAAACUCCUUUGACGCGGUCGAUUGUGGCACCUUUUCCUCGCUUCCUAAUGGCGAUGAUCUUGAAGAAGGCGAGAUGCCUCGUGCUGAUCUCCCUGGCUGUCCGAUUGCGCAGUAUGAAGAGGUCUGGCGAGAGCUGGAGUUUAGGCAGGGACCGGAGGGCCAUAAUAAGGGUGUUUCAUGGGUCCUUGAGUCCAAGGCACGGUCCUUAGAUGAAGGAGAGGAGGCUGAAAUCUCGAGGACCUUUAUCGGAAGAGUCUGGGGCACGUAUCUGGCUCUGCGCCAGGUUCAAGUGCAUAGCCGUCCGAAAGGUUCAUCUACCACAAUCGUCAAAGAGGGGAAGGAUGUGAGUGCUCGAAGAGAGGAGUGGGAUGCAUCUGGAUGGCAGGUCAAGCACUGCAUAGGUCCAGAUUAUCUGCCCUCCAUGAAUGCCAUUGAAGAUGGUACAUGGCAAACUGGCCAGACAGUUAGUAUCGCAGGAAUUGAAUACACAGUGCGAGCAUUUGAAAGUCUAAGGACAUAGCGGUAUCUGGCCUUGCCAGCGUUCAUGUCCACAACGGCCUGGUUAGCGUCCUUCAUGGGACGCUCCUCGAUCCAAGGGCGAACGUUCUUCUCGGCAGCCAGUUCGAGCAUCUCGCGGAUCUCGUUGGGGCCUCCGAUCAGGGAACCUCCGAGCUUGAGACGCUUGGCGAUCAAAGAGAAAGCGGGGAUGGUAAGGGCGCCGUCCUCGGGGGCACCGACCUGGACGAAGCUACCGUCAAGGUCGAGGAGAGCGGCAUAGUCGGACAUGGGCAUCUACAACUGUUAGC
Molecule: messenger RNA, 1092 nt
Organism: Aspergillus ibericus CBS 121593
Lineage: Eukaryota; Fungi; Ascomycota; Eurotiomycetes; Eurotiales; Aspergillaceae
Exons: 3
Coding region: 51-806 (251 amino acids)
Source: RefSeq, a predicted model, not a curated record